This is a messenger RNA of Pectinophora gossypiella (pink bollworm), 1185 nucleotides long. RefSeq lists its product as uncharacterized. Bases 96 to 1088 code for a protein of 330 amino acids. The transcript has 2 exons. Lineage: Eukaryota; Metazoa; Arthropoda; Insecta; Lepidoptera; Gelechiidae. The record is from RefSeq and is a predicted model, not a curated record.
UUUAUACUUAGUUGUUCCUCAUUUGUUAUAUAUAUCGUAGGAAUUACAUUUAUUUUGUCAUUCUGUUGCAAACUACGAACCAAGUAGGCGCCAGAAUGAAGUCCAUGGUAUUCUUGGGUUUGCUGCUUUUGGGACUAGCUUCCACCGCUCCCACCUCUAAUGACGAUGAGCAUCUAGUCAUCACCCAAGAAUUCUUCCCAGAUGAAUUCAAAUACUAUGAAGGGAAAAACGACAUCGUCAAAAUCGUCGUGCCCCUGAACAAUCUUAACUUUGAAGACGAUAGUUCUGAAUAUAGUAAUAAUAAUAAUAGUACUGACACUUUCCUCUUCUUUGUCGAAAUUGACGAUAAAGGAGAUAAAACUCUCUAUGUAAGGAAACAUGAUGUGACUUCAAAACUGCUGGAAAAUGGAAGAGAUGCUGUGUCACCUCCUGACGACUCUCAGCUAGCCUAUUUCGCUGCUAAAGAUGGUCUAUACUCUUACAAUUAUCAGUCAAACAAAGCUGAAAAAUACGGCGCCGUUGAAGACGAUCUCAUCGGAAUCGAAAUGGGCAACAUCUCUCAAGGAAUCUACGUCUUAACUGCCGAUAAACACGUCUACAAAGUCACUGAGGAUGGCACCAAAAAAGUCAAAAUCGAUGACAUUAAAAACCCUGAGCAAAUCGUAUUGGACUUCUCUAAUAAUCUGUUUUACGUCGACAGCGAGAAGAAAAUCUACGUUGCCAAUGAGGGUGGAGUGAAAAAAAUUGAAGGGUUGCCAGCGAACCCUACUACAGUUACACUUAUCAGACCUCCUUUCGUUGUUGAGGAGGGUAUUCCUGUUAUUGUUGACAAGCAAUCGUACCUUAUCUAUCCCAAUGGCACAUCUGAAUAUACAGAUAUUGACAUUAACGUUGAUAUCACCGCAUAUUCCAUGGAAGCUGCUUUGGUGCAGUAUUACGCUUAUGAUAAGAAGAUCUAUGAAUACAAUGUGCUGACCAUUCUUCUUGGUGAUCUCCUAGAAGAACUGAAGAAAUACUUAGACGACAAAAAAAAUGAAAUUCAGAGCAUCGCCACUCGGUCAAGGAGCGAAUUUCUCAACAAAGUUUAAUAUAAUAAUAUCAAAACUGCUUAAGUGAACGUUUAAUCUCGGCCAUACAAUGUACAAAAUAUUUAUAUGAGCAAAAUAAUAUGUUUUGACAUAAUGA